AUGGCGACAAUCAGAGUGCAUCGACUACCCUGUAACCCUUCGUUCUUGCAGUGGGAACGUCCAUCGUGCCUGUCGAAUGAUAAGAGGACGGAGUCGGUAAACCAAUUCUGGGAAUUUCAAGACAUAACGAGAAUGACGGAAGAGAAAUCGAGUGCUGAAGUUCGAAUGUUGCAGCCACAGUUAACAGAUCAAGUUCAACAAUAUGCUAGAUCAACCACUACCAAGAUCUCGGAGAAAUUCCUUGAUGAAAAAGAAAAAUCAUCCGAAGAUGAAUCUGAGGAUUAUGGUGUCCAUGUUGAUAGUGGAGAAUUCCCCAAUUCUAGCCUAAUAGGUAGAAAUG
Messenger RNA from Acaulospora morrowiae, 340 nucleotides. The record is from the annotation of a GenBank genome assembly. NCBI's taxonomy places the organism in Eukaryota, Fungi, Glomeromycota, Glomeromycetes, Diversisporales, Acaulosporaceae.